Molecule: messenger RNA, 633 nt
Organism: Penicillium daleae
Lineage: Eukaryota; Fungi; Ascomycota; Eurotiomycetes; Eurotiales; Aspergillaceae
Exons: 1
Coding region: 1-633 (210 amino acids)
Source: RefSeq, a predicted model, not a curated record
AUGGCUCAUCAUUCAGCCCAUACCUCCACAUGCGAUGAGGACCUCCCAGAAUCUAGCCCCACAUCACGGCUAUUCCACGUAUACAACAGACGACGCAAAAACGACUUCGCCAUUUUCACAGCUGACAAAACCCCAUUGGCCUACGUGCGAUGCUCCUCUUUCACCAUCGGCAAGCCUGACGUGACAUACCACGCGGGUGAAACAGACCAGGCACCCAUCGCCGCAGUAUGCAAAUUCAUCAAUUUCUCGCGACACUGCAAAGUAGGAUUCGGCGAUGCAAACGAUGCCAAUAUUGUUUGGGAGGACUUGAAGCGAUACAAAUUAACGACUCAUUAUCGGAUCGAAAUGACGUUGGGAGGCGCGAGAAAGGCCUUCGUGUGGAAGCGAACAAGUCAUACCCCGGUUGGAGAUGAUAUGCCGUCUAAGCUGAGCACAAAGAAUUUCAAGCUUGUUGAUGAGCAGACGGAGGAAUUGAUUGCAGUCUAUGUGAAUAAUGGGGUCAAAAGCUGGGAGAAAUGCGGCAAAUUUCAGAUUAAUGUCCAGUAUGGGACGGAGUUUGAUGUUAUGGUGCUGAUUACUGGAUUGUCCUUAUUGGAGAAAGAGAGACGUCGGGAGAGAAGGAAUAAUAGCUAG